Molecule: messenger RNA, 333 nt
Organism: Lactuca virosa
Lineage: Eukaryota; Viridiplantae; Streptophyta; Magnoliopsida; Asterales; Asteraceae
Source: the annotation of a GenBank genome assembly
AUGGUAGAAUCUGGGAAGAACUUUGAAUUGUUAAGGGAAGCAGAUCAUGAUGGAGUUUUGGAAGCUGAAUGUGGAUGCUGCAGGCUAAAAGAGAAAUGUACCCAAGACUACAUUGUGGAAGUUAAGAAAUUGCAUGCUGGGAUAUGGGUUUGUGGGCUUUGUUCUGAAGUUCUUAAAGAACAUUUAUCCAAGAAUCCUGAGAUAACCAUGGAAGAAGCUGUCAAUGGUCACAGGAAAAUUUGUCACAAGUUGAUGCGGAAUUUAAAAUCCGUGACAAUUCCAUCCUUGGUCACUAAUCCAUUGGCGUUUCACAGGGAAAACCGACCUCUUUGA